CACAUGUAUCCAACCUAGUAGUAACGGUGCAAAACUUGACCAUUCUCCGUGAAGCGAAACAGUAAAAAACCGGUCUCUACCUAACCAUUUAAUAAGAUCAUUAUAAGUGGAAACUAUCAUUUCGAUUUCAUAUUCGAUAUUUUCUUAUCUUCGCAGAAACAUGUAUAUAUAACGGAGUUCCGUAUUAUUACUGUUUAUUAUCGUCCUUUGUUACGACAGUGCAUAGUGUUUGUGUUGUGUAAACUUGAUCCUCAGCAUGUACACGAAAAAUCAAAAACGAAACAGAAAAAGGAAACAAUGGAAGGCUAAACAAUUGAAAAUGUUGGGGGACUACGAAGACGAAUCUUCUUCUUCUGGACCUGAACUUACUCCUACGCGGAAGUCCGGCCCUGGAACGAUCCAGAACAGUGCCAGUCAGAACCCCUCAAUAUGGUCAUCUUUACGAAGCGUCUUAAUCGUGAUUAGCUCAGCACUGAUUUGUUUCGCAGCAGCAAGAAAUUCGAUUACUUGGCACUGUCAGAGAUUUUGGGGAGCUUCUGGUGACUUCUGGCAAGCGCAGUGGGACAAGUUCUUAGACAUCAUUGGUGAAGAUUCCUUUAACUUGUGGGUUUAUGGUUCCACCAUCCUAACAUUGGGAGUAUAUUGGCUCUUUGGAGGAAUUUACACGAUUCUUGACAUCACCAAUAAACCCGCAGCGUUGCGCCGCUAUAAAAUCCAACCAGGAACUAACGAACCAGUGGAUUCGAAAAAACUUAUGAAUGUUAUAUGGUGCGUGUUUUUCAACCAAGUCAUCGUAGGCUUCCCAGCAGCAUUCUUCUUAUAUUGGGCUAUGUCUUGGAGGGGCUUUCCACCGAUUCGCGAACUGCCGACUUUCCAUUGGGUGUUGUAUGAGUUAGCUGUACAUAUCCUCGUCGAAGAGGCUGCAUUCUAUUAUUCACACAGAUUACUUCAUAACCGUCACCUCUACAAGAUCAUUCACAAGCAACACCACGAAUGGACCGCUCCCAUUGCUGUUACUGCCAUUUAUUGCCAUCCCAUUGAACACUUGUUUUCCAAUUUGCUUCCACCAUUUUUAGGAGUGUUCAUUAUGGGUUCCCAUGUGGCCACUGCGUAUCUUUGGUUUGCUCUUGCUCUUCUGUCAACGUUAAAUGCGCACUCAGGAUACCAUCUUCCGUUCUUCCCGUCACCAGAAGCCCAUGAUUUCCAUCACUUGAAAUUUAAUAACUGUUUCGGUGUCUUGGGUGUGCUAGAUCGUCUUCAUGGUACUGACACCAACUUCCGGUCAACUCGCGCAUAUGCCAGACACAUUAUGAUGUUGAGCUUCAUCCCUCCAAGAGAAGCUUAUCCUGAUCCAAAUCUGUGCAAACACAAACUCGGAAAACAAUAACGGAAUAUCCAGAUUUAUUGCGUUUGGCUGAUUGGGGGUAAUAAAUGGUAUUUUAACUCAUGCACAUAUAUAAUUAUGUAAUAAUGUUAUAGUGAUAUUGGUAGUUGUAGUUGAAACACAUCCUGAAUGUGACCAGGAUCCUAAGUCAGUUGUUGAUUUUUCAAAAAAGAAAUCUUUUUAUGUUGUGGAAAUAUCUAUAGUUAUUUACAAGUUUGUCAACAAUAUAAAAUUAUGUAUAUAUCAAAGGUCAUUGUGCGUCAUACAGUAUAAAGAACUUCGUUUUUUUUUUUAAUAAAGAGGAAACUGUUAAAAAGUGAAGUAAACGAAUUUAAAUUUAGUAGGCAAUAAGACUGGAAACUGUAUAGAGCCUGUAUAAUACACUUUGUAGUAAGUUUUCACUUUACAAGAUGACAAUGUAGUACCUAUCACUAUUUGAUGUAAUACACGCUUCCAGUAUAUGUUGAUUUUCCCAAAGAAUUUCAUGUGUAGUUUUAUAUGAUACAAAACAAAAAGUUUAAAUUAACUAGAAUAUGUAAACCAAUAUUUUUAUUUCAUAAAGAUAAACACGGUGAAAAUCCAAAAUUAAAAAAAACAACGUACAUUUGUAUUUGUAUAAAGAAUCAAUAAAAAUGUAAGAAUUUUGUUUUAGUUAAACGUUCAUUUCGUAAAUCACUUGAUGUUAAAAGUUACGUUUCGGAUAUAGAUAUUAAAAAAAUGCAUUAAACGUAGUAAAAAUCUUACACAUAAUUAAAAAACAAAUGCGUGUUAGGCGGUAAGACAUCACUAGUUAGUCAAGUUAUUAAAAACUGUACAGUGAUAAUUUAAAACAAACGAAAUGUUGAUAUAAACUAUUAUAGUAUACGUCAUUUCUUAGUAUAAAGACAUAAACCUUACGCAUUUGGUACGAUUAAUAAAUGUGAGAAAUUGAAUGUGAAUUGUACAUUGUGUAUUUUUGCAUACGUCGUGCAUUUGAACACAAAUACAAUGAACACUUCCACACAUUUUCAUCACCAGUAAAAAAUAAGUAUUUCAUGCGGUUUGUGCACUAUAUUUUUCUGACAAUUUCUCACUGACACGGUCUUUCAGUGCACAUCCAAGUAUUAUUGUCGUAAGAAAAUUAUCUUCAUUAAAAUGUUUAUUCACUUUUGUCACAGAUUCCUCUCUUUUAUUUUGAUGGUAGUAAACACUGAACAUGAGGUGUUAAAUCUGUACCUAACAUUAGGUAUACAAUUAAGACAUGAUAAUAAUAAACAUGUUGCACUUCUAAUUUUGCGAAUUGACCUUUGAUGUUCUAGUAAAUAUUGUCCUUUAAAUUUUACUACUUCAGUAGAAAAUAAUAAAUGUAGAAUUUACAAAUCAAGGAAAUACUUACACUUUUGUUAUCAAUGUUCUAUGUUGACUGUGAUUUGCUUUUUAAAUAUGUUGAGGAUAUUGGUCCAGUGUUGAUAAUAUCAUAAAAAAUGUAAAUAUUUCAAUUGUUUAAAUGUAAAGCUGCAUACGUCAACCAUGUUUUCAGUAAUGUAUAUUAAAUAUUAUGUACGUAACAAUGGUGUACAAAAUUGUUACGCAACUUGUGUCAUUUUUCAUCAUAUUUACUGGUAUAAGGUUAAAACCAAGAAUAAUUUUGUAGCAGCAAAGGUUUUUGGGAACAAUAUGAAUAAUCAUGGUUUCAGAAUUUAAGCUUACUUCUAUAUUUAUUUGCAUUUUCAUCUUCAAUCAACAGUAGCAUCAUUCUUGAGUCACAUAACUGGGUGUUGAAUUACGAAACUGGUACUUUUGAUGGCUGUAUUUUGCUACUUGAAAAUAUAUUUAUAUUAUACCUAUAUUAUUUUAAAUAUAGCAAUAAAUACAUA
Messenger RNA from Zophobas morio, 3240 nucleotides. RefSeq names its product fatty acid hydroxylase domain-containing protein 2. Bases 257 to 1387 code for a protein of 376 amino acids. Gene Ontology annotation, molecular function: C-4 methylsterol oxidase activity; iron ion binding. Gene Ontology annotation, biological process: sterol biosynthetic process. NCBI's taxonomy places the organism in Eukaryota, Metazoa, Arthropoda, Insecta, Coleoptera, Tenebrionidae. The transcript has 6 exons. Gene Ontology annotation, cellular component: endoplasmic reticulum membrane. The record is from RefSeq and is a predicted model, not a curated record.